AGCCGUGUGACAGUAACUGAACACUGGUCCCAAGUCUUUCCAAAAGGUCAAGGUUCACAAGAACAUCUGAUCAAAUUCAUGACCAUGGGGGAUAUGAAGACCCCAGACUUCGAUGACCUCCUGGCAGCCUUUGACAUCCCAGACAUGGUCGAUCCCAAGGCAGCGAUUGAGUCUGGCCAUGAUGACCACGAGAGCCACGUGAAGCCCAGCACCCACAGCGACGAGGACUCGCACGCGCCCUCGUCCUCCGACGUGGGUGUCAGCGUCAUCGUCAAGAACGUGCGGAACAUCGACUCCUCCGAGGGUGCCGAGAAGGAUGGCCACCCGACCACGGGCAACGGCCUUCACAACGGGUUCCUGUCGGCCUCCUCGCUGGACGGCUACGGGAAAGAUGGGGCCAAGCCCGGGAAGGGAGACGCGGCAGCCUCCGAGGUGACCCUGAAGGACUCGGCGUUCAGCCAGUUCAGCCCCAUCUCGAGUGCUGAAGAGUUCGACGACGACGAGAAGAUCGAGGUGGAUGAUCCCCCCGACAAGGUGGACAUGCGGGCCAGCUUCAGGUCCCACGUGCUGACGGGCUCCGCGCCCCAGCAGGACCACGACAAGCUCAAGACCCUGGGAGGGGAGAGCCUGGGCAAAAUGGGAAUCUCCCCCUCAGGCAACCUGGAUAAAAACAAAGUCGUCAAGCGAGAGUCUGAGAACAAUUCCCUAAACCUGAGUGUGUACGAACCUUUCAAAGUCAAGAAAGGGGAGGAUAAGUUGAAGGAGAACUCGGACAAGGUUUUGGAAAACAGGCUCCUGGAUGGAAAGCUGAGCUCAGACAAGAGUGACACCGGCCUGGCCAGUGUGGCACCGUCCAAGGCAAAGGCAUCCUCCAAGCUGUCCUCGUGCAUUGCUGCCAUUGCUGCCCUCAGCGCCAAGAAGGCUGCAUCGGACUCCUGUAAAGAACUGGCGACCAACUUGGGGGAGUCCUCACCGUUACCCAAAGAAGCCAACGAUAGCCCGGCCACCCUCGAGAAGUCUCCCGAAUCCCAGAGUCUCAUCGACGGGGCAAAGAAAGCAUCCCUGAAGCCCCCGGACAGUCCCCGGAGCGUGUCCAGUGAGAACAGCAGCAAGGGCUCACCGGCUUCCCCCGCGGGGUCCACCCCAGCCAUCCCCAAAGUUCGCAUCAAGACCAUUAAGACGUCAUCCGGGGAGAUCAAGAGGACUGUGACCAGGGUGCUGCCUGAGGUAGACCUCGACUCCGGGAAGAAGCCCUCCGAGCAGGCGACGUCCGUGAUGGCAUCGGUGACGUCCCUCCUGUCCUCCCCCACGUCGGCUGCCGUCCUCUCCUCUCCCCCCAGGGCGCCUCUGCAGUCGGCCGUGGUGACCAAUGCCGUCUCCCCCGUUGAGCUGACGCCUAAGCAGGUCACCAUCAAGCCCGUCGCCACCGCCUUCCUCCCCGUGUCCGCCGUGAAGACGGCCGGGUCUCAAGUCAUAAACCUGAAGCUGGCCAACAACACGACGGUAAAAGCCACGGUCAUCUCCGCGGCCUCGGUCCAGAGCGCCAGCAGCGCCAUCAUCAAGGCCGCCAACGCCAUCCAGCAGCAGACGGUCGUGGUGCCAGCCUCCAGCCUGGCCAACGCCAAACUCGUGCCAAAGACCGUGCACCUUGCCAACCUUAACCUCCUGCCUCAGGGUGCCCAGGCCACCUCCGAACUCCGCCAAGUGCUCACCAAACCUCAGCAGCAGAUCAAGCAGGCAAUAAUCAACGCAGCCGCCUCGCAGCCGCCCAAGAAGGUGUCUCGGGUCCAGGUGGUGUCCUCGCUGCAGAGCUCCGUGGUCGAGGCGUUCAACAAGGUGCUGAGCAGCGUCAAUCCAGUCCCAGUUUACAUCCCCAACCUCAGCCCCCCGGCCAGCGCGGGCAUCACGCUGCCCACGCGCGGCUACAAGUGCUUGGAGUGCGGCGACUCCUUCGCCCUGGAGAAGAGCCUCAGCCAGCACUACGACCAGUGCAGCAUUCGCAUCGAGGUCACGUGCAACCACUGCAUCAAGAACCUGGGCCACAAGGAGAAGGGCGUGGUGAUGCAGUGCUCCCACCUCAUCCUCAAGCCGGUCCCCGCGGACCAGAUGAUCGCCUCCCCCACGAGCAACACCCCGGCAGUGGCCAUGUCCUCCUCCUCCUCCUCCUCCUCCUCCUCCUCGGCGGCUCUGCCGAGCUUGGCCGGCGCUGGCACGCACACGGUGGCCAAAAUCCAGUCCGGCCUCAUGGGGACAGUCAUUUCGGCUCCUUCCAGCACACCCAUUGUCCCGGCCAUGCCUCUCGACGAAGACCCCUCCAAGCUCUGCAGGCACAGCCUCAAGUGUCUGGAGUGCAACGAGGUCUUCCAGGACGAGACGUCGCUCGCCACCCACUUCCAGCAGGCUGCAGACACCAGUGGACAAAAGACCUGCACAGUCUGCCAGAUGCUGCUUCCUAACCAGUGCAGCUUCGCGUCACAUCAGAGGAUCCAUCAGCACAAGUCUCCCUACACCUGCCCCGAGUGCGGGGCCAUCUGCCGGUCUGUGCACUUCCAGACCCACGUCACCAAGAACUGUCUGCACUACACGCGGAGAGUUGGUUUUCGAUGUGUGCACUGCAAUGUCGUGUACUCGGACGUGGCUGCCCUGAAGUCUCACAUCCAAGGCUCUCACUGUGAAGUCUUCUACAAGUGUCCUAUUUGUCCAAUGGCGUUCAAGUCUGCCCCAAGUACACAUUCCCAUGCCUACACACAGCAUCCCGGCAUCAAGAUAGGAGAACCAAAAGUAAUCUAUAAGUGUUCCAUGUGCGACACUGUGUUUACCCUACAAACCUUGCUGUAUCGCCACUUUGACCAGCACAUCGAAAACCAGAAGGUGUCCGUUUUCAAGUGUCCAGACUGUUCUCUCUUGUAUGCACAGAAGCAGCUCAUGAUGGACCAUAUCAAGUCUAUGCAUGGAACAUUGAAAAGUAUUGAAGGGCCUCCAAACUUGGGGAUAAAUUUGCCUUUAAGCAUUAAGCCCGCAACUCAGAACUCAGCGAAUCAAAACAAAGAAGAUACCAAAUCCUUGAACGGGAAGGAGAAAUCGGAAAAGAAAUCCCCAUCGCCUGUGAAAAAAUCGGUGGAGCCCAAGAAGGUGGUCAGCCCGGGGUGGACAUGCUGGGAGUGCGACCGACUGUUCACACAGAGGGACGUUUACAUCUCGCACAUGAGGAAGGAGCACGGGAAGCAAAUGAAGAAGCACCCCUGCCGCCAGUGUGACAAGUCCUUCAGCUCCUCACACAGCCUGUGCCGUCACAACCGGAUCAAGCACAAAGGCAUCAGGAAAGUGUACACCUGCUCGCACUGCCCGGACUCCCGGCGCACCUUCACGAAGCGGUUGAUGCUGGAGAAGCACAUCCAGCUGAUGCAUGGCAUCAAGGAUCCGGACUUGAAGGAGAUGGCAGAGGGCCCCAAUGAGGAGGAAGUGGAAAUGCAGGAGGACACCAAGGCCCCCAGCCCCAAGCGCAAGUUGGAAGAGCCGGUCUUGGAGUUCCGACCUCCCCGGGGAGCCAUCACGCAGCCCCUGAAGAAGCUGAAGAUCAACGUCUUCAAGGUCCACAAGUGCGCGGUGUGCGGCUUCACCACUGAGAACCUCCUGCAGUUCCACGAGCACAUCCCGCAGCACAAGUCCGACGGCUCGUCGUACCAGUGCCGCGAGUGCGGGCUCUGCUACACGUCGCACGUGUCCCUGUCGCGACACCUCUUCAUCGUGCACAAGCUCAAGGAGCCCCAGCCGGUGUCCAAGCAGAACGGGGCCGGGGAGGACACCCAGCAGGAGAACAAGCCGGGCCCCGAGGACGACUCCCCCGACGGCGCCGUCUCCGACCGCAAGUGCAAAGUCUGCGCCAAAACUUUUGAAACGGAAGCUGCCUUAAACACUCACAUGCGGACACACGGCAUGGCCUUCAUCAAGUCCAAAAGAAUGAGUUCGGCUGAGAAAUAG
This is a messenger RNA of Elephantulus edwardii (Cape elephant shrew), 3981 nucleotides long. RefSeq names its product zinc finger protein 532 (gene ZNF532). The record is from RefSeq and is a predicted model, not a curated record. NCBI's taxonomy places the organism in Eukaryota, Metazoa, Chordata, Mammalia, Macroscelidea, Macroscelididae. Bases 79 to 3981 code for a protein of 1300 amino acids. The transcript is spliced from 9 exons.